AUGCCUCGUUCCGACAGACAGGCGGAGGGUUAUCGGAUUUUUAUCGGUGGAGUUGAUCCAAGGGUCGGUAAAGUCGAGUUAGAGCGAGAGUUUGAUCGCUUUGGUACGAUUGUUGAUGUGUGGGUUGCUCGCAAUCCUCCUGGUUUCGCUUUUAUCGUCUACAAACACCUGGAAGAUGCUGAGAAGGCCAUUAGGCGUAUGGAUAGGAGUAGUCCCUUCGGUUCACGACUGCGAGUUGAACACGCUGCCAAUUCUCUCAAAUACAAAUUGGAGGGUUUUUAUAAAUCAAUUACAUCGUUCUCGGUCGUGCAUAUGGGACUGGUACCAUUGCUUAUUUUGCGGUUAAUGGCGGUUGUAGACCAAAAAUUUAAUUAUCGCUUGAAUUCACUAGCAAAACACGUUUUCACUGUAAAAAUGACCCACCGUAUCGCCAGCACCGAAAGAAGUGUAACAGUAAUCUCUACCAGAAAUUGUUUAUGCUUCAGUGCCGUUACUUCGAUUGAUCUAACUGACCAUUUGUGGAAUAAUCUUCGCUUGGAAGAACGACAGCACAAUGAUUAUGCAGGUCUCCCCCUCUGCUUGAAGGGCCAGUUACUGAAGACUUUGUUUUGUCUUUUUAUGCUCAAUAAAUUGUUUGAAAUCUUUAGCAUACAUGAAAUGGCCAUAGAUAUUAUGACCACAUGGCCGAGAGAGCAAGGGAAUUGA
Echinococcus granulosus is the source of this 705-nucleotide messenger RNA. RefSeq names its product RNA-binding protein Rsf1. Gene Ontology annotation, molecular function: mRNA binding. Gene Ontology annotation, cellular component: nuclear speck. Lineage: Eukaryota; Metazoa; Platyhelminthes; Cestoda; Cyclophyllidea; Taeniidae. The record is from RefSeq and is a predicted model, not a curated record. The transcript is spliced from 5 exons. Gene Ontology annotation, biological process: mRNA splicing, via spliceosome. Bases 1 to 705 code for a protein of 234 amino acids.